UGGGAAGUGCUCUGCAGGAACAGGCACUCAGCACCUAAAGAGAGCCUGCACCAAGCCACUGGGGAGGAGCGGUGGCCCCAGCCCUGCAAGUGCGAGGCCUGAGAGUGAAGCUCAGCUGAAGAUGGAGCUAGCAACAGAGCCCAGGUUUUCUCAACUCCAGGAGGCUGCAAGAAAUGAGAUUGCAGGAGGAUCCUGUACAGCGGAGACCUGCAUCCUGAGUGAAAAUGAAGAGAAUGAGGCAGAGAGGGGCAUCCAGGAAGCUCUUGAGCAGGACAUGUUGCCUCAGCUGGCUGAAGCCCGAGGUCUGAACCGAAGGGCAGCCAGUCUGCAGAAGCCGCAGAGGGCAAGCUGCAAGAAACUGCCUCGCCAAGCAGGAGGCUCCAGGAAGCUAACUGCCCUUACUAAUGAUCAGAAAGCUCGCACCGACGAUAAACCCUUCAAAUGUACAGAGUGUGGGAAGGGCUUCAAAGGGAGCUCUACUCUCUUGAACCAUCUGAAAAUCCACACUGGAGAAAAUGCUUUUGAGUGUUUAGAGUGUGGAAAGAGCUUUAACAGGAAGGCCAACCUUGCAGUGCAUGAAAGAGUUCACAGAGGAGAGAGACCCUACAAAUGCCAAGAGUGUGAGAAGAGUUUUGGCCGUAGUUCAAAUCUUAUUGCUCACUAUAAAACCCAUGUGAAAAAGAAAGUCUUUUCUUGCGGCAUGUGCAGCAAAAGUUUCAGUGGAAACUCAGCUCUCUUCCAGCAUCAGAGAAUCCAUAUGGAUGAAAAGCCUUAUCGGUGUGAUGAGUGUGGAAAUAGCUUCUGUCUGUGCUCCAGCUUCAUCAAACAUCAAAAGAUUCAUUUGAGAGAGAGACCCAGUGAACGCAUAGCAGAUGCAAAUUGUUCUGAAUUUAUAUCUCCGCAUCAUAAAGAACAGCAGAGGCGUGACACACAGAAAUUUGAGAUGGGCCACUCCAAUCUCGUUUUUGAAGAGUUGAAGAAAAUGAGAGAAAACAUGGAUAUGUUGCUUCUGAAUCAGCAAAGUCAGCUGCAGGUCCUGCAAGAAAUUCAGAAACAGCUGAAUAUACUCCUCCCAGGCAACGAUCUCAUCAAUUCCAAUGUCUAUAGCUUAGGACUGCUGCUAGGACGACAGGCGGCUGCAAUGGCAUCUCUCUCUUUUCCCCUUCUUAAUCCUAGCAGUCUCCUUACUGAAAACACCCGUUUGUCUGCUCCUGAAAUUCUCUCUACCUCUCAGCUUGCAGGCUCACAGUUUCAUGCAACUUCUACAACUUCCUGAUCUGCUUUAUCUUAUGAAUGUAUCAAAUGUGAACAAAUGCAAGUACUGUUUUGUACUGUUUUACCAUCAAGCAUGUGAUUUUUCUGUUGUAACUGUGCAAUUGUACUGUUUUUUUGCGGGUGCUGGCCUUGUAUUCAGACUUUCAGCAUGUGCAUCACUUAUGUGCAUCAGCAAACAGAAGCUGUCAUUGUUUCAUUUCAAAACGCAUGGAUUUUGGAUAGAAAUAUAUUUUGUUAAGGCAGCUUAAGAGAUCUUCGUUGCUGAGGUAUGGUUAAAUAGAACAUCCAUAUAUGAUACUGUGUAAAACUUAAGUACUUAAGCAUAUUAUUCUAACAUGUAUUAGAUUUAACAUAUAUUUGGCUGCUUUUACCUUUUACCUGUUCUAGUGAGCUGGCAUUAACAAGAAGGUCAUCAGGAAUGUUUUAAGCAAUUCUUCUUAAGUCUGUUUUAUAUAGAAGUCUGUAACCAGUAGGUUUAUGUAAAAGUAUUUAGUCUAACACCACUUCUGUUCCAAGCAUCUGUUUAUAAAAUCUUCCUUAAUUCAAUGAGGCUUUAAAUUAGGUGAUCUUUACUGACUCUCAGGCCAGCAUCACUAAUAAAUCACAAAAAGGGUUGGGGGAUGAAAAAAAAGUGCUUGCAUUACUCACAUUUGCUUUGAUUGCCAGAAUUUCAUGAGGAAAAGGCAAUUCGAGUUAUAGAACAUUUGUUCAUUUCCUCAAAACUGUCCUUACUUGAAUCUAUUUUCAGAUACUCCAUCAUACCCUGCUGGGUUACUGCAUGUUGACUGUUACAUAUUUGUUAGAGAUAGAAUCAGUGGGGUAAAUAACUGCUGACUUAAGGGGACACUGAGAAGCUCAGAUGCCCCAUCUUGUAAAAUCUGCUAGAUGGAAUUGAUUUUUUUUUCCUGCCUGUGAAGGACUGGGACCUUUUAAGGUUAGUAACAAUAGUAUGUUGAGAAGGGUUAGCCCUUUUUAUCUUCUUGUUUCUUUCUGUGAUACAGACUAGUUGUUAUGUCAGCACCUUUGAACUUCCAGAGCACAACAAAGCUAAUUUUGAUUCACUUUUUUUGGAAAGCUGCUGGGAUAAGUAAACUUUGGGACUUGUGCCUGUACCAUUUUGAGCUUCUG
Messenger RNA from Nothoprocta perdicaria, 2403 nucleotides. RefSeq names its product zinc finger protein 271-like. The record is from RefSeq and is a predicted model, not a curated record. Lineage: Eukaryota; Metazoa; Chordata; Aves; Tinamiformes; Tinamidae. The transcript is spliced from 6 exons. Bases 122 to 1276 code for a protein of 384 amino acids.